This is a messenger RNA of Theileria equi strain WA, 1356 nucleotides long. RefSeq lists its product as hypothetical. The coding region runs from base 1 to 1356 and encodes 451 amino acids. NCBI's taxonomy places the organism in Eukaryota, Apicomplexa, Aconoidasida, Piroplasmida, Theileriidae. The transcript has a single exon. The record is from RefSeq and is a predicted model, not a curated record.
AUGGCUAGUAAAAGAGUAAUCAUUAAUCUAUCACAAAACAAAAAGGUAAAUGGAGAUACUAAUAAUACUGCUACUUAUUAUGAUUCUGCCACUCGUAGGAAAAUUAAAGUCACAAAAUCUAAUUACCCUCUUGGAUCUGAUUUCCUCAAGUACACUCACGUGGACAGCGUUUCUAAUGGAGGACAAUUCACACUAAAGGAAGUACUAGAUGAUAGUGGUAAAAAAAUAAAUACUUCUGGACUUAAAGGUGUAGAAAAGGUAACCUCCGUUUCUGCUUAUUACUGGAAGCACGAAGUGGGUCCUGACAAGAAACCUGGGAAUGUUCUCAUAGUUGAAGUGGUAAAGAAGGGCCAUCCUAAGAAUGAAACUAAGUAUUAUACCAAGAGCAGUGGCACUCCUAAAUGGUAUCCAAUCAACGGAAGGUCAAAACCUCAACAACUAGAUGAUAAUACCCUCAGGGAGAAACUUGACGACCUUAACUGCAAACGUAACAACGCAGUUACCAUAGAUCUUACCAAUACUCAUGCUAAGCCUGGACACUCGUACUGCUGUUACAAGCACGUUAGUGAAAAGAGGGUUUCCGUUACUAGCAAUAAAGUUUCCUGUUCGACACAUAAUGGCUCUGCUCCAUUCUUCAAACAUGAAUUUACUUCUGGUAGUGGAGUUCAAUUAGCAGCUAUCAAGUAUUAUGGUGUUAAUACUCCCAGGAAGAGAAUAGCCGUUACUGACCUUAAAUUGCCUACCAAACAAUCAGUAAAAGUCGCAGUUUAUGCAUUUUACUCGUCGGAUUAUGUUCCAGUUUUCAUAUAUGUAGAUUCAACUGGGACAAAGUCUAAUGUUACCGGUUGGUUCCAGAAAGGUAAUGGUAAUAGUAAUGGCAAUGAAGAGUGGACACAAGUAAAGGGUCUCAAUAACAUAACACCAGGAGAUUUAGGGAAGAUUGACUGUAAGGAUAAUGGCAACUUUAAAGAACUUGUGACGGAACUAACCAAACUUGGAUGUGACAAAUUGGAAGAAUGUACUCAAAAGCCUAAAGCUGCUGUUCUUCAACCUUCUGAUCCUCCUCCUGUUUCUGCUCCUCUUAAAUCUCAUGUUGUUAGUAAUAGUGAAGUUGCUGAACCUGCCCAAACUCAACAUCAAGAAGAAUCUGAAACUGCUGAUAGUAGAGAAACUACUGCUGUUGAUCAGCCUCUUGCUCUUCAAGUUCAAGUUCAUGACGCUUUUCCUUGGGGUAUAGAGAAUAUUCUUGGAGCUUUUGUCGGCGUUUUUACAGCUUCCUGUAUAACUACUUUUGCAUCAUGGAAACUUUAUAAGGCCUACCAAAAUUACUCUGACCCUUGGGUUCGGCAGAUCUGA